Molecule: messenger RNA, 2387 nt
Organism: Trichomycterus rosablanca
Lineage: Eukaryota; Metazoa; Chordata; Actinopteri; Siluriformes; Trichomycteridae
Gene: pex11a
Product: peroxisomal biogenesis factor 11 alpha
Exons: 3
Coding region: 117-857 (246 amino acids)
Biological process (GO): peroxisome fission
Cellular component (GO): peroxisomal membrane
Source: RefSeq, a predicted model, not a curated record
UCGUUUUGUCGCGUCGUUUUACUGCCGGUCUGAACGUACCUUACUGCAGUGGCUUAAUUAAACGAAUACCUUGUUUCUCAGUUUAACUUCUGACAGGUUUAACAUAUUAAGCCAAAAUGGAAAACUUCGUCAAAUUCACCAACCAAAGCCAAGGAAGGGACCGUAUAUUCAGGGCGACUCAAUAUGGCUGCGCUUUGCUGAAGUACCUGCUUCAAAACGACGCGAAAAGAAAAGCGGUGUGGCAGAAGUUAGACAGUUUGGAGGCGAACAUGAGCUCAGGACGGAAGCUUUUCAGGCUUGGUAAUACUGUGAACUCUGUGGAUGCGGCCAAGAAAACGCUUAACCUUUCAGACCAUGUGCUGCGGUUCUGUCUCACCAUGGCCAACCUGAACCGUGCCCUCUAUUUUGUAUGUGACAAUAUUCUUUGGGCCAGAAGCAUCGGCCUCAUCCAAGAUAUCAACAAGGAUAGGUGGAACGUCAAUGCAAACAGAUAUUAUUUUAUAUCUUUAGUGCUGAAUCUUAUCCGAGAUGCCUAUGGGAUUGGCCAGCUCAUGGUCCAAAUGUCUCGGGAUAGGCAAUAUCGGCAGAAAGUCAGUCAGCACCUCAGUGAGAGCCCAGAUGUGGCCAGCGUUGUUAUUCCACAGUUAGAUGCCUUUUUGUUCCUGUUGCUUGAGAGCCUCAGAAGUCACCCAGCUGUGGCUCUUGACACACUCAAAAAUGUGUGUGAUCUUUUCAUUCCAUUAGACAAGCUGGGAAUUUACCAAACAAAUGCAGGGGUUGUAGGGCUGUGUGGACUUGUCUCAUCUCUUUUAGGAAUACUGUCGGUGCUGAAGCCCAGUCUAAAAAUCCAACCAUGAGGGUGAAGCCUGUAGGUCCAUAUCAAAUUUAAAUCGUAUAUUACAAUAAUAGCAUUGAGUUUGUAUAAAUAUUGGCCUUAAUUUUGGUACACAUGAACAAAGAGAAAUAUAUUAUCUUUAGUUACUUAUUUCAGUGGUUUGGUGCAAUAAGAUCUAGAACAAACGCUGUCACAAUCUAACUUGUAAUAAUUAGUCACUUUAAUUACAAAUACAUGUAUGACAACAAAUGUCAGUCUUCCGUGCCUGAGCACUUAAUAUAUUUUAGGACUUGGGCCUGCUCACUAAGUCUGCCCCUCAGUGGCCAAUUUUUGCUUCACUGUGUUAAGCAAUAUACAAACUUGCAGAGCAGCUGGACGCCCUUCCAACGGCACCCUGGUUUUUCUCAUGCCUGUUUACUAGUCAAGAACUAUUUGGUUUUUGGGAGCCUGAGUAGACAGGCUUUGAAAACUGGUGUGGAAGAGUAAAGUAAGCCAUCUGAAUAAAACUUUAACAGAAUGAGGGGUGUGCAAGUGUACCCUAUAGUUUGCUGAGUUUAUAAAGUAUGAAAUAAACUGUACAUAGACAAACUAUCAGGAGCAUAAUACUUUACUGGCGUGUUCUUUUGAAACGAUCACGUGCACACUUUUCCAUGGAUUAUGGAAGGGGGCAAAAUACGUAAACACGUACAUCAAACAUGAUCAGCACACUACAACACAGAAAGGUCUGUUACUCUAACUUAAUUACUGUAUGAUUUCUAGGACCGCUUCAUAUUGCACCUAAUAUUUCAUACACUACGCAAAUGAACAAUGUUAAACACAAAUCUUCAAUUUCGAAUUUUACAGCAAAUUGCAUAUUACAUGGGAAACGGCUCAUUUUACGAUCCAUGACAUGGUUUUUACGGUCGUGAAUUAGGCAUGGCCUUACCAGUUUUGGAGCCAGGAACCUUUGUGUGAAAUCCUGUGCAAAUUUAAGGCGAGUUUGAUCAUGGACAGUGCCACCCCUGUUUUCUGGAGCUUUGAAUUCUCAUCUCUUUAGAAUUAAGCACAUUUUUUUCAGCAUUGGGUGGAAGUCUGGGCUUUUUUACACUGGCAAAAUACUUAAAGUACUUUUAAUUAAGUGCAAACAAAGAAAUCACCACAUUAUAUGACUCUACACCACAAAACUAAUAUUUGCUUUUAUAUUUAGAAAACUUAAACUGAGGAAACAAUAUUAACAGAAAUUCAGAUUUUUAACUUGGUUUGAAAUGAAUUGGUGAUUAGGUUUUGCUACUGACGGAUUUCUAUAUGUAAUGAUUGUAAAACAUGCAUUAGCACUACAUAUUUUAAAUGUAUUUGAUUACAGGAGACAAGUGAUAACAUGCUGGUAUAUUCAUUUUGUGCAAUUUACUGUGUUUAUUUUAUUGUAUUUUACAUUUGUUCCCUGUAAAUGAGGAUCAAUGGUACAAGAGACUUCAGUUCUGCUAGUAUCUAUUAUUUUCAGAAUCUUUUACAAAGAGCUGUGUAGUGUUUAUAAUUACAAUUUCUAUGCCCUUAAUUAACAAAGAUUAAGAUC